Molecule: messenger RNA, 4052 nt
Organism: Fusarium odoratissimum NRRL 54006
Lineage: Eukaryota; Fungi; Ascomycota; Sordariomycetes; Hypocreales; Nectriaceae
Exons: 5
Coding region: 1250-2674 (474 amino acids)
Molecular function (GO): RNA binding
Source: RefSeq, a predicted model, not a curated record
UGAUAACUUAUGUGACAUGAUAUAAGCUACUUCGAGUCCCAGCUCAGCCCAUGCAAACUCUCUGCCCGCUUCUCCAAGGUCCAAUGCAGUUUGUUCGGUUCUAUCCCAUUCCCCUCUUCCUUCACUCUUAACCCUGACACUUUGGUCAAAUCAUGGCGCCUAGAACAACAAACAACCAAUCGCUGAUCAAUAUACAUGCAUGGUCUGUCGGGCUUCGAGAGUCGGUAAGGGAAAGCAAGUGCCUUACUUUACCUAGGUACUAACCUUACCGACCAACCACCGCCCGUGUACCUCAGCUCACUGUAUGCAGUGAGAGGAACAAGGCGAUAUCCGUCCAUAUGUAAGGCUUUGUAUGCCCCUCCAUCAUCCGCUUCUCGUCAGCUUCUUCUUUUACUUCUCUCCUCUCAAGCAUUCAUAGUCAUAAUCUCGUUGGAGUGGUCCUUGUAUCAGGUUUCCUUUGGGCUUUUACGGUUCCUUUCGGUUCCUCCGUUCAAUUUCCUUUUCAUAUCAUCGACUUCCAUCAUCGUAUCACACUGCUUCUCUAUUGUAGCUCUCUUCUGUCACGUCAUCUCCUCUCUUGUUGCUCUCAACUUGUCUCUUUAUUUGAGUCAGUUUCUGCCUUUUCUACGUCUCUUUGCCGGUCUUCGAUUCUUGUGCGCGCCAGGCUACGGAAAAGCACCAUCUGCACGCCUUCUUUCAGCCUGUUGACCAGCUCUCAUCUCCAUCAAAUUAAACCCCCCCACGUCUCACAACCGGCCACGAUCAAGCCAAGCCAAGGCCACCGUCUCGUUCCGCUCCUGUGUUACUGUGCCAAACUGCACGCACGCGCAACAAUUCGAUCGCUCCUCUCCGAAAGCUUGCGCCUUCGUUCGCGUCGCCAUCAACCGCUUCUUGGAGAUUUCAGACGUUGGAGUUUCCACUACAACCUCCCACCCCAGUCCCAAAGCUUUCGUCUGGACCCCGUUGUCAGACCAGACCCAGACGCCGGCCCCUCUCUCUCUCCCUGUGCCCACCGUGUCACUCUUAGCUCCAGGUUGUCUACUCGUCCAGUUGGACCCCUGUCCUGUCAAACGCUAGGAGGUACAGGUACAUAUUGUCACCGACCGCAGACUCUCCACCUCGACCGACCGACUUCAGUACAACACAGCUCAUAGGUAGCCUCCAAUUCCUCUUCUACCUCUGCUUUGUCGUCCUAUCCUUCCGUUACUCAUCCUUCUUGAUCAUCACCCCAGACACGAUAUCAUACAACAUGGCCGACGCUGGAACGCCCUCUAACCCAGGCCAGCUGCCUCCCCCCCCUCAGGCUGGUGCCGGCGCCCCUGGCUUCGAAGCUGGCCAGAAUGGACAGCCUAUGGCCCCUCCGCCUCUGCAUAUCCCUCAGAAUACCAACCCGAUCCCGACUGCCAUCACCUCCCCCAGAUCCGCUGCCGAUCAAGGAGGCAUCAUGUCGCCCACCAGUGCAGGUGGCUUCCGUCGUGCUGCCCCUGAGCCCAACAAGCGUGCCCUCUACAUUGGUGGUUUGGACCAGCGUGUAACUGAGGAAGUUUUGCGCCAGAUCUUCGAGACUACGGGUCAUGUUCAGAACGUCAAGAUCAUUCCCGACAAGAACGCGCGUGGUUACAACUAUGGCUUUGUCGAGUAUGACGACCCUGGUGCCGCUGAGCGUGCUAUGCAGACCCUCAAUGGACGACGAGUUCACCAAUCGGAAAUCCGAGUCAACUGGGCCUAUCAGUCGAACACUACAAACAAGGAGGACACCUCGAAUCAUUUCCACAUCUUUGUCGGUGAUUUGUCCAACGAAGUCAACGAUGAGGUCCUCCUUCAAGCUUUCUCUGCUUUUGGUUCCGUUUCAGAGGCUCGUGUCAUGUGGGAUAUGAAGACCGGCCGAUCUCGAGGUUACGGUUUUGUUGCCUUCCGCGACCGCCCUGAAGCCGAAAAGGCUCUGAGCUCCAUGGACGGCGAGUGGCUCGGCUCACGAGCCAUCCGAUGCAAUUGGGCAAACCAGAAGGGCCAACCUUCAAUGGCCCAGCAGCAAGCUAUGCAGGCGAUGGGCAUGACGCCUACCACCCCUUACGGGCACCACCAAUUCCCAGCACAUGGCGUCGCUAGUUACGAGGUUAUUCUGACUCAAACUCCCAGCUGGCAGACAACUGUCUAUGUCGGCAACCUUACUCCUUACACAACUCCCAACGAUGUGGUUCCUCUGUUCCAGAACUUCGGUUUCGUUGUUGAGUCUCGAUUCCAGGCCGAUCGAGGUUUUGCUUUCAUUAAGAUGGAUACCCACGAGAACGCGGCUAUGGCGAUCUGCCAGAUGAACGGGUAUAACGUUAACGGACGACCCCUCAAGUGCAGUUGGGGCAAGGACAAGACGCCCAGUGCUCAAGGAGCCUUUGACCCUGCUCAGCCUUAUAGCCCACAGAGUGCUCAAGCUCCUGGCUUCCCGGGCACGCCUACAUACUAUCCUCAGUACGGUGCCCAGUACGGAGGACAGCCUGGAAACUACGGUGGACCACAAACUGGAUCACCGGCCGGCUAUGCUGGAUCACCAAUGGGAUAUGCUGCUCCUCAAAGCGCGGGCGGCUACGGCAGGGGCCAACAGCCUCCCAAUGCUGAAUGGGCCCAGCCUCGCCCUGGACAGAACUUCAACAAUGGAUUUGGUGGUUAUCAGGCCUAGGGGGCAACAACCAAACCAGAGCAAGACAAGCCAAAAAGCUGGACGAAAGCUGGACAUGGUGGUAUCGGGGCGGAGGUGUCUACCACUUGAUCAUGCCCCGGGACGGGUUUCUCUUUGUCCGCUUUUCAUGAUUCCCCUUUGUUCUUUCUCACGUUUCUGUGGAUUUCUCUCUUGUGCUUGCUUCUGUUGCUUCCAUUACUCUUUUCUCAGUAUCUUCAAGCAUUAUUACAGUUCAGGCCUGUGAUACCCCCGUUCCGUGUUAUGGGGGAAAAAGGGCGAUUUUCCUCUCUUGCUUACAAACGGAUGUAUGCAUUUCUCUCUUCUCUUCUCUUAUAUUCCUAUUUCGUCGAUAAAAGUCAGGGAGCGCCACAUGUUUCUCAAAUCUCUCUCAAUCUCAAUCUCUAUCUCUCUCUGUACGAGCGCUAAUUCUAGGAUACCACCAACAUUUCUUCAUCUUGACUUUGUUGCAUUAAGUCAGGAGCCAGUCUGGCAUUUUAAUUUUCCCUAUCUGACGACGUCAUGAGCGUUUCAUCCAUUCUUGUGUCUCAUGGAGCAUCUGAUUGAUAUUUCAAUGGCUGGCGAAGGGGGUGGCAGUUCCAUUCCGUGGAUUCUCAUCUAUGUAUUUAGCGGCGACCUUUUUCUUUCUUAACGGGACAUUUUCCUUCUUUCUCCUUUUUCAUUAAUACUUCUCGCGCACGCGAUGAUGGAACGACGACUUGACGACUCUGUAAGAUUGAUGAUAAAAGGUGAGGAAGUGGAAGAUGUCGGAGACACGCAGGUUGGGGGGCGUUGGCGGAUGUUGCUCGAGGUGCACAGGAUUCUCUCGAAGAAAAUUAGGCGACAAGACGGCGGCAGUUGAUGAAACGGAUGAAUAAAACAACAAGACAAUCUCACUUGACUAUCGGUCGUGGAACCCUCGGCCUUUCUCUGAUCAAUUGGAUAAUGGCGUAGGGUGACACCACAAUCGAACCGUUCUGCCGAGAUGUUGCCAGCCUUCAAAGUUUCCAUCUCGAUAAUGAUGCCCAAGCUGAGAAGUGAGGAGGUUUCUACAUAUGAAUUGGCAUAGCAACAGGCCUACGUGUUAGAUAUUUGGCACCAGUGAACCCCAGUAAAUGUGUAAAUAGACACAGGAGCCACGUAGGUUCAGAUUGGAUGGAUGGACAGAUGGGAUGGCAAGCUCAUGAAACGCCAACGAAAUAAACGGGGCACAAGAGGCUCUGGGGUUUGAUACCUACAGGCUACCGUCUUGUCCUACCAGAUACGGUGAGAAGGGCCGGGAGCCGUUUAGAAUGUGAAACUUGAUUUUUAUUCCGUGGUAACUCCUCAGGACCCUGAAAAGGACGUCAUUUUUAACAUGGUGGGUUAAUUGGCUAACGUC